This is a messenger RNA of Ostrea edulis (European flat oyster), 4370 nucleotides long. Its product is annotated as protocadherin Fat 4-like. The coding region runs from base 18 to 4286 and encodes 1422 amino acids. NCBI's taxonomy places the organism in Eukaryota, Metazoa, Mollusca, Bivalvia, Ostreida, Ostreidae. Gene Ontology annotation, cellular component: plasma membrane; catenin complex. The transcript is spliced from 19 exons. Gene Ontology annotation, biological process: homophilic cell-cell adhesion. Gene Ontology annotation, molecular function: calcium ion binding; cadherin binding. The record is from RefSeq and is a predicted model, not a curated record.
UGAUUAUACAAGAGGCAAUGCCGGCGGUAUCCAUCGGAGGAGUGUUCGAUUGGAGUGCCGGAAUACUUCACAGCAAAAGAUACUACGCUGUAAAGGCUCUGUUGGACCCAGGAAAUGACCCAGUGAUGAUGACAUUUCCCGGAUCCUUGGCAUUCAAGCACACGACACCACUUGGGACUAGCGUGUACACACCAGUCAUAUCGGAUGCGGACCAAACCACCACAUACCGGUUUACACUCAGUGGUGCAGGAAACUUUGCCAUCGAUGUAGUAUCUGGAAACAUAACGGUAUCCUCUUCAUUGACCGUUGGUACAUACAGUCUAUCGGUCACUGUGACUGACGCCUGCGGAAGAUCACAGACCCAAAGCUUCAAUGUCAUAGCUACCAAUACGGCACCAACAAUACGUGGUCUUCCUUACAACGCAAACCUGCAUGAGAAUACUGUCACAGAAACUUUGCUUUAUUCGUUCAGCAUUGAGGAUGAAGAUGGCGAUUCUUGCACGUGCAUGUUGGAAAAUACUUUUCCCGCUACAGGAAAUUUCUUAUUAAAAACCAAUUACUCUAAUGAUGCAGUCGGUUAUGAUAUACUUUCCAAAAGUAGUCCAGAUUUGUCUUAUACACCCGUUAACACAUACACGCUGAACAUCAGCUGUUCAGAUGGCAGCGGCACCUCUUAUGGGACUUUCGCUGUAUAUGUUACACAAAAUGUAGCUCCAUCUUUCACGAACCUGCCCAAUUCUCUGGCAUUAUCUGUUACGUCAACAUCAAGAGGAAUGUCCGUAUACCAGGUCCAGACUUCCGAUCCCGACAGCAAUACUCUGAUAAUCAGCAGUACUUGUUCUCCAUCACCGUGUCCUUUUUCCACUUCUACGGGUGGUACAGUGACGACAUCCACCGAUCUAAAGUCGGAGACCACUGUGACCUAUUCCUUGCAUAUCUACGUCAACGAUAGCUCAGUUUCUACAGGUCCAGUUGUUUUGACAAUCAGUUUGACAGAUCUGAAUACAGCUCCGACCUUUCAGAAUCUACCACACUCGUUACAUAUAAGUGAACAUCUUUCCGCUACCUUGGUUAUUUACCAGAUUUCUGUUAAAGACCCAGAUGUUUCCAAUGUGCUGUCAACAAUAUUCACAAUUCAACCUUCUGGUGGGAAUCUACUGUUUGAUGUCAACGCAACUGAUUUAACGAUCAGAAGAAGCACUGGAACAACGUUAAAUUUUGAGAAAUUAACUACAUAUAAUUACACCAUAUCUGUGACCGUAAGCGAUGGGAUUUUCAGUUCUUCUUCGAGUUUGGUGAUAUCAAUUCUUGAUGACAACGACCCUCCCAGCUUCAAUCAGAAUAUUUAUUAUGUUAGCGGCAAUGAAGGCCAGAAGGGAACUGCUCUGCAAGCUGCGGGAUUUACAAUUUCCGACGAAGACUCCGGGGAUACCUCUACCUUUAGCAUUACAGACGGAACGAACUUUGCCAUCAAUGGAUCUACGGGAAUAAUUACCUUUGCUAUAGAUAUGGACGUGUCGGAAACUUCCACCUUUGAUUUAACUGUGCAGGUGACAGAUGCGGGCGGACUGACCGACACGUGUACUGUGGUGGUCACUCUUCAGAAUGUGAACAAGAAGCCGUACUUUACUAACUUACCUAAUACCAUCAGUGUACCAGAAAACACGGCCACAGGGUCACUUCUGAUAUCACUUGAGCUGGUUGAUGAAGACCUGAUAUCUACAACUAUAUCUUACUCUGUUUACCCGGUCUUGUCAUCCAGUUUAUUUUCCUACAAUAUCACAGAGCGUAAAUUUUACCUUGCCAACGGCUUUAAUUUUGACUACGAAACCACAACUGUGUACAACAUAACGUUUACAGCCAACGAUGGAAUAUCGAUCUCGGAUCCAGUGCUUCUCUGUUUAGAGAUCAUCAAUGUGAACGAGUCCCCGUCGUUUCGGACACCUAUGUAUUACGUAACGUUUCAAGAAAAUGAGAGUGGAUAUUCACUACCAAAUAUAACGUAUGACGUCAGCGAUCCAGAUGCAGGCGACACUGCGAGCUUUAAACUCAUAGCUGGUGAAUACAUCACAAGAAUAGGAAUGAACUCUGCUACUGGUCAGAUGCACUUGACAGCAGACUUCUUUGUAGUCAACACUGUCAAUUCUAACCUUACUGUGCAAGCUACGGACAAAAAUGGUCUGUCGUCCACGGCUAUCAUACAAAUAGCAGUGUACCACGUAAAUAAAUCACCGUACUUUACAAACCUACCAUUCACGGUUAGUGUUGAGGAGAACAUUCAGUCUGGAAGUGUUGUGUAUGACGUCACUGCACGAGACGAUGAUACAGCCGACGUCUGCAUUUACAGUGUUAACUUCUUACCCUCUACUGCAACCACUGUGCUUCACUUUGAUUCCACGGACAACAAAAUCAAAUUACGAGCUAAUGCAACAUUGAACUUCCAACUUUAUAGUCUCGUGUUGGCAUCAGUUACGGUACGAGAUUUGACGGGUGCGACAUCAACAGCGAAUCUGACAAUAAACAUUGUCAACAUCAAUGAGUCUCCGAUGUUCUCUUCCAGUGUUUACUAUGGCUAUGUCAAUGAUGGAGAGUUAGGGUUGCCAGUCGAAGCAUCUAUAUCUGCAGUGGAUCCAGAUGUAACUGAUGUCCUUGCCUUCAGUAUCAUCAGCCAGAGUGUCGGUGGAAUUUUCAGUAUACACAGCAGUAAUGGGUCACUGUAUACAGCAGUGCUUGACGCGUAUAAAAAGUCAAACGGAAACUGUACGCUUGUCAUCCAGGUCCAGGAUCAGUAUGGAGCAAACGAUCAGGCAACUGUAAUCAUCAAUGUUCACCACGUGAACACAAAACCAGAAAUAACAAAUUUCACAGGAAGUCAUUAUGUAUCUGAGGUACUCCCCUCUGGUUCCUUGCUAAAUAUUUUCUCCAUAACCGAUCCCGAUACAAAUGACGUCAUUACUGAAAGAGUGGCAUGGAGUCCUGCAUCAGCCGUGAACAAGUUUCUUCUAAACAUUACAAACCGACAACUGUACAUUUACCUAAAGGGUGUUGUCGACUUUGAGACAGAGAAUUCUUACAACUUGUCGUUGAUUUUAAAUGAUGGUAAUGAAGAUUCUCAGGCGUAUGGGUUGAAUUUAGUUCUGAUAGAUGUGAAUGAACCUCCGGUUGUACAGCACAGUACUUACCACGUGUCUGUCAAUGAAACUACAAGUGGUACGGCACUGGAUUUGAACAUUACCAUUUCAGACCCGGAUGUUGGUGAUACUGCCACGUGCAGCAUAUUCAGCGGGAACACCAACCAAUAUUUCGGCAUUUCUCCUACAAGUUGUAAAUUGUUUCUAGCUAAAGAUUAUGAUAUUGAUUUAGGAUUACCCCCAUCUCAUAGUUUAACAAUAAAAAUUGUGGACAGCAAAGGUCUUUCCGCAACAACAACGGUCAAAGUUGACGUGCUCGAUAUCAAUGACAAUAUACCCCAGUUUGAUGAACCACAAUACGUAGUUUUCAUCGCUCCAGAUUCUUUAAUUGGUUCUCAAGUACUGAUACUCAACGUCAGCGAUGGGGACAGUUCCCAGAAUGCCAAGCUAGCAUGCCAUAUGGACACCAGUCAUUUCAGUGCUCUUUUCACAAUCACAACAGACUGUGUCAUUUAUCAAACAGGAAAUUUAGAUGGUGUGGCGGAAGGGACUGAAAUAAAUUUUACUGCAGUAGUACGAGAUGCAGGGUCCCCACCUCUCUCUGCGUCUGCGUUCGUUCGUAUCAUUGUUCAAGGUACUGCAAAACCUCAGGCAAAUGCAGUGUACCAAGUUAAUACAGACUCCGAAGGCAUAGACCUGACUGAUUGGAAAAUUCAAUUGGGAUGUGGAGCCAUCGGUCUGUCAUGUCUUCUAGCUGUGAUAAAUUCAAUAGCUCUACUCCGCAGAGGCUGUAGUAAGAAAACGGAACAGGGAAAGGAUCACUCAAGUUUUAAUGGGAGGGAAAGAACAGAAAAUGCAGUGGAAAGGAAAGAGGAAACGCAUAGCAAACAAAAUCCAGAAAAACGUAAACCUGUGUCUCGAAAUCAACAUCCCAAAGCCAGGAGAACUUAUUCACCGCCUAUAACAACUCCAAAAAUGGAAACCAUAUCUGUUUCAGAUGCUCGUUGUGGGAAUCUUGACAGAAUUCUAACGCCCACGGACAUUGCUGUAAAAGAUUCUUUAUCUUAUGAAAACGACAGACACAUCUCGCCAUUCUUUAAACACAAUCGCCGUGUGAGUGCCAUGGGUCCCAGCUCUAACUUUGAUUUCUGUUGACACUGUUUUGUAUUCUCUCUGUUAAGAAUUUGCUGCUUCGAUAUGUAUGUACGUCCUUUGAAUGCAUUAAAUACAAAAACAACA